Hyaena hyaena (striped hyena) is the source of this 2194-nucleotide messenger RNA. RefSeq names its product hexosaminidase subunit beta (gene HEXB). Gene Ontology annotation, biological process: glycosaminoglycan metabolic process; ganglioside catabolic process; carbohydrate metabolic process. Gene Ontology annotation, cellular component: membrane. The transcript is spliced from 15 exons. The record is from RefSeq and is a predicted model, not a curated record. Lineage: Eukaryota; Metazoa; Chordata; Mammalia; Carnivora; Hyaenidae. Gene Ontology annotation, molecular function: beta-N-acetylhexosaminidase activity. The coding region runs from base 1 to 2067 and encodes 688 amino acids.
AUGGCCUUCCAUGAUGCAGAGUGGCAGAUGUGCCCUACUAAUGAAUAUGGGGUAAGACUAAGGAGAUUUUCAGCUAGAAUAUUUAAGGUGCCUCCUGGGUUUAUCUUUCGUUAUCCUAAAAUGGGAGAGGAGCAAGCCCCGGGAAGCUUCGGCUCAAGCAGAACUGAGGUCCGAGGGCGGUCUGGGCUGGAGGCGGGACCUGAGGGGGGCGGGGGGGCAGGCCUACGAGGGACGCCGUCGCAGGAGCCCACGCCCGUCGAGCCCCGCCCCGCGCUUCCCAGGGCCUCCCCUCGGGGCGGGCGGGGCGCGGCGCGGAGGGCGGCGGGGGCGGCGCCACGGGCCGGGAGGCGUGCCUGGGCGGGGCGCGCGUCAGCUGACUCCGCCGCUCGCGCGCUCGGCGCUUCCUCCUGGCGGUCCCCGCGGAGGUCAGGCGCCCGGGCCGCAGCUCCCGCACGGCAGAGCCCACCGGCCAUGCAGCACCGCGGGCUGGGGCUGCCGGCGCUGCUGGCGCUGCUGGCGGCGCUGGCCCCGCGCGCCUCCGCCGUGCCGGAGCCGGCCCUGUGGCCUAUGCCGCUCUCGGUGAAGACGUCUCCGCGCCUGCUGCGGCUCUCCCGCGACAACUUCUCCAUCGCCAACGACCCCUCGUCCACCGCCGGCCCCACCUGCUCCCUCCUGCAAGAAGCGUUUCGGCGGUAUCAUGAAUACAUAUUUGGUUUCAACAAGAGGCAGCGUCGCCCUGCUAAACCUAAUAGUGUGGUGGAGUUACAGCAACUUGUCGUCACGGUUGUCCUGGACUCAGAGUGUGAUCUUUUCCCCAGCAUCACUUCGGAUGAGUCCUAUACUUUACUUGUGAAAGAACCAGUGGCUUUCCUCAAGGCCAACAGAGUUUGGGGAGUACUACGAGGUUUAGAGACCUUUAGCCAGUUAAUUUAUCAAGAUUCUUAUGGGACUUUCACCGUCAAUGAAUCCAACAUUAUUGAUUCUCCAAGGUUUCCACAUAGAGGAAUUUUAAUUGAUACAGCCAGACACUUUCUGUCAGUUAAGACUAUUCUUAAAACUCUGGAUGCCAUGGCUUUUAAUAAAUUUAAUGUUCUCCACUGGCAUGUAGUUGACGACCAGUCUUUCCCUUACCAGAGCGUCACUUUUCCUGAGUUAAGCAACAAAGGCAGCUAUUCUCUGUCUCAUGUAUAUACACCGAAUGAUGUCCAUACAGUGAUUGAAUAUGCCCGAUUACGAGGGAUUCGAGUCAUACCAGAAUUUGACAGCCCUGGACAUACACAGUCUUGGGGAAAAGGUCAGAAAGACCUCCUCACUCCAUGUUACAAUGAACGUAAGCAGUCUGGGACCUUUGGACCUAUAAACCCUAUUCUGAAUUCAACUUACAGCUUCCUGUUUCAGUUUUUCAAAGAAGUUAAUAUGGUGUUUCCAGAUGACUUCAUUCACUUGGGAGGAGAUGAAGUGGAAUUUAAAUGUUGGGAGUCGAAUCCAGAAAUCCAGGAUUUCAUGAAGCAGAAGGGCUUUGGCAAAGACUUUAGAAUACUAGAAUCUUUCUAUCUUCAAAAGCUUUUAGAUAUUGUUUCAACUAUAAAGAAGCGAUCCAUAGUCUGGCAAGAGGUUUUUGAUGAUCACGUGAAGCUUCUGCCAGGCACAGUUGUUCAAGUAUGGAAAAAUCAAGCAUAUCGUGAGGAACUACGUGGAGUCACAGCAGCUGGCUUCCCUGUGAUCCUUUCUGCUCCUUGGUACUUAGAUUGGAUUAGUUAUGGACAAGACUGGAGAAAUUACUAUAACGUAGACCCUCUUAAUUUUGAUGGUUCUCAAGAACAGAAAAAACUCGUCAUUGGUGGAGAAGCUUGUCUGUGGGGAGAAUAUGUGGAUGCAACUAACCUCACUCCAAGAUUAUGGCCUCGGGCAAGUGCCAUUGGUGAAAGACUCUGGAGUCCGGCAGACAUCAGAGGUAUAGAGAGUGCCUACAACAGACUGACAGUUCACCGCUGUAGGAUGGUCAGACGGGGAAUAGCUGCAGAACCGCUUUUUACUGGAUAUUGUAACCAGGAGUACAAAACAUAAAAAUGAGCCUAAACAAGGAAGAAAAUAGGAGAGGACAAAGCCACAAUCAAUCAACUUGAUUUUGAAAUCAUGGAAAUUAAGAUUUGGUAUACCAUUUUAAAUAAAAUACGUAUCUUUUUAAAAAUGG